AUGACAGGAAAAGACAAAACUGUGACCGUACCAACCAACUACCAGCCGGGCAGAACUCGCGCAGCAGCAGCAAGAGAAGAGGAAGGUGAACAGGAGCCUCCACUCCCUCAACAACAACAGGAAGGUGAACAGGAGCCUCCACUCCCUCAACAACAACAGGAAGGUGAACAGGUGCCUCCACCCCCUCAACAACAACAACAACAACAGGAAGGUGAACAGGUGCCUCCACCCCCUCAACAACAACAACAGGAAGGUGAACAGGAAGGUGAACAAGUGCCUCCACCCCCUCAACAACAACAACAACAGGAAGGUGAACAGGUGCCUCCACCCCCUCAACAACAACAACAGGAAGGUGAACAGGUGCCUCCACUCCCUCAACAACAACAGGAAGGUGAACAGGUGCCUCCACCCCCUCAACAACAACAACAGGAAGGUGAACAGGAGCCUCCUCAGCAACAACAACAGCAACUGGAAGAUACAGAAGAUUUACCUCUACCUCCUCCUCCUCCUCCUCCUCCUCCUCCUGUUGAAGACCACCUACUAAUUCCUCAAAUGGCUACCGGAGGAAUAAAUCUAAAAAAAUACAAUGGAACUGACUCGCCAGUCAUAUGGCUCACCAACCUUGAGUCAUGGCAAAAGUUUCAUAAUGUGCCAAAUGAACGAACCUUGGCUGCCAUGUCAUUCAACAUGGAGGGACCAGCAGCACUGUGGUUGCAAGGCCUCCCAGAUACUGAGAGGACAGAUUUUGUAAAGUUCAAGGAAUCCUUCCUACACAGAUUUGGUCAAAAGACCACAGACAAUAAGUUCUCCUCCUUGAAGCAAAGUUCUGAAGAACCCGCGGAAAAGUACCUGGAACGAGCGGAGAAGCUGGCCCUUGGACAUACCAUUGUAGAAAGCUACAAGGUUCAAGUAGCCAUGAAUGGACUGCAACCCAAAUUGAAAUCAAAAGUAUUGGGCAAAGAGCCAAAAACAUUCCUUGACCUUCGGCAUGCAGUCGAUUUGGCAAGAGAGGAAAUAGCAUGCACAACGGACACGGACAGCGUUAACAUGCUGUCCAUGACAAAACUGUGUGAUGAGCUUGUCAACAAACUACAGACUCAACUUAUAAAUCAAAUUCAGGAAGUAAGAGAGGAAGUGUCUGUGAUAGCAUCUAAACAACAUCACAACAAAACAAACUAUAAGCAACCUUCAUCUCAGCAUCAGCUCCAGCAACCUCCAACCCAGCCUUACGUUCAACAACACCAGCAGCCGUUUUCUCCAUAUCAGGCGUACCAAGUUCAACAGCCAUUCUCUCAACAACAAGCGUACCAAUAUCAGCAGCCCUUCCCUCCACAACAAGCGUUCCAACCUCAACAGCCCUCUCCUCCACAAUGGUAUCAACCCCAGCAGCAGCAACAGUCCUUCCAGCCUCAACUGCCUCCUCAACCUCAGAACAGAAGACCGUGCCAGGGAUGUGGUAAGUCAUGCCUUGGGCGAUUUUUAUGUCCUGCUUAUAAUACACAGUGUUCAUUUUGUAAGAUUUGGCAUCAUACCGCUGAUGUGUGCCGCCGGAAGAAAUUCAACCAACCACCCUCUACUAACAUGUCAAUACACAAUUCCACUUCCCCAGCACAAAACUUUAAUAGGCAAUAG
Molecule: messenger RNA, 1632 nt
Organism: Ylistrum balloti
Lineage: Eukaryota; Metazoa; Mollusca; Bivalvia; Pectinida; Pectinidae
Exons: 3
Coding region: 1-1632 (543 amino acids)
Source: RefSeq, a predicted model, not a curated record